UUCAACCCCACCAUCGUAUCCGGAUUCAAUCUGAUAGUCAAAGUUGUGCUCUUCAUAUCACAUUCGCUUUCUUUUCCACGAUUCCCUCUUUUCUUUCUUUUCUUUUUUGGGCUCACAAUAAGCCAAAAUCUUUUUUUAUUUUCAUGCUCCAAACCACAUUUCAAUUCCCUGUAAUUUCAUCUCUCCAAAAUGGAAACAAUCAGACCCAAAUCAGCUUUGAACCACAGCAACAAUAAGAGCAGGCUAGCAAGAACUUUCCAGAAAGUAAUCAACCUAAGAACUGCAACAAGAAUUGCUUCAAGCAAUGGGAUUGGAACCUCUGUUCUCAUAUCCCAACAUAAAUUCCCACAGGAAGGUUCAAUCCCAGGUCAGAAAACUUCUUCCCAUGCAGACAAACAUGGGGGCUCCAAGCUUAAGCAAAAAGCAGUUCUGGAAGCUGUGGUUGCCAAGGUUUUUGCUAGUGUUACUUCUAUCAAAGCUGCUUAUGUUGAGCUGCAAAUGGCUCAAUAUCCGUACAACAGUGAUGCUAUUCAGGCUGCUGACCAAGCUGUUGUGGAAGAACUCAGAGCUCUUUCAGAGCUAAAGCGAAAGUUUUUAAAGAAAGAGCUUGAUCUUUCACCUCAAGUUACUUUGAUGCUCGCGGAGAUUCAGGAACAGCAAAGCUUGAUGCGAACUUACGAGAUCACAAUCAAGAAGUUGGAAUCUGAUGUUGAAGAAAAAGAUUCAGACAUUGCUUUACUCCAUAAGCAGCUUGAAGAUUGCACUGCUGUUAACAAGUCUUUAGAAAAGAAACUAAACUCCAGUGGACCUUUGUCAAUGUUUGAUAAUAUCCAGUUUACAACGUUGAAUCCAAGUCAUUUUGUGCAAGUUUUACACUGUACUUUGAGAUCUGUUCGCAGUUUCGUGAAAAUGAUGAUCAAGGAAAUGGAGUUAGCCAAGUGGGAUCUUGAUUCAGCUGCUCAAACCAUUGAACCUGGAGUCGUUUUUGCAAAACAAAGCCACAGUUGCUUGGUAUUUGAAUCUUUUGUGUGUAAAACAAUGUUAGGAGACUUCAAUUGCCAUGAUUUUGGGCUCACAAAAGAUUCUGCCUCAAAAAAACUCGACCCUGAGCAGUAUUUCAACAAAUUCAAGAACCUGAAAUCUGCUCACCCAAAAUCCUUUUUAGUUCAAAAUCCGAACUCUUCUUUUGCUAAAUUCACCAGAACCAAGUACCUCAACCUGGUCCAUGCCAAAAUGGAAUGUUCCUUUUUUGGAAACUUGAACCAAAGGAAGCUAGUUGCCUCUAGUGGGUUCCCGGAUACAGCCUUUUUUACAGCUUUUGCAGAGAUGGCUAGGCGCUUUUGGCUCUUGCAUUGCCUGGGAUUCUCAAUCCAUGAUCAAGUUUCAGUCUUUCAGGUAAAGAAAAAUUGUAAAUUCUCUGAGGUUUACAUGGAAAAUGUGAGUGAAGAAUCUCUUUUUUCUGGUGAAAUCAACGACGCAAAUGUUGAUACUAGAGUCAGUUUCACGGUGGUUCCAGGGUUCAAGAUUGGUAAAACUGUGAUACAAAGCCAAGUUUAUUUGCCUCCGGAGACUAUUCCUCCGGUGAGUCGUUGAUCAUUUUUUUUUUUUCGAGAAUCAACAUAUAGUACUUCAUUAUUAGAUGAAUAAAUUAAGAUGCUAUCCACGCCCGUAUGGUACACGCACCGCUAUGGGAAAGUUGGGGAGAGUGGAGUCGAGUGCUAUUUUCAAGUGGGGUUUGUGGACUCGUGGUUUAAGGUUUAUAUUUCAACUUCAGAAGUUCAGUUAUCUCCCAGGUUAUGGGAAAGAAAGCGGAGCGUGGAGCGGCGCGUGGGUUUUGGUCUAUGGAAUAGUAGUGGCUGAUAGCACCACCAGCAUCCGGACCCACAGCCCAAAGUGGC
This is a messenger RNA of Durio zibethinus, 1898 nucleotides long. RefSeq names its product protein GRAVITROPIC IN THE LIGHT 1-like. Gene Ontology annotation, biological process: response to red or far red light; negative gravitropism. Lineage: Eukaryota; Viridiplantae; Streptophyta; Magnoliopsida; Malvales; Malvaceae. The record is from RefSeq and is a predicted model, not a curated record.